This is a messenger RNA of Penicillium verrucosum, 939 nucleotides long. RefSeq lists its product as uncharacterized. NCBI's taxonomy places the organism in Eukaryota, Fungi, Ascomycota, Eurotiomycetes, Eurotiales, Aspergillaceae. The coding region runs from base 1 to 939 and encodes 312 amino acids. The transcript is spliced from 4 exons. The record is from RefSeq and is a predicted model, not a curated record.
AUGAUGAGUGGAACGGUCGGCAUGUCGGAUAAACCAUUGGCCAAAGCGCCUUGCUCCAACUGCCGAGAUCUUGUUAAAUUCCCUGACAUUCAGGAUCCAGUGCACCAAGAAAAUAUCAUGGCUGCCACUGUGAUAUUGCGACAAUACGAGGAGAUGGACGAAGAUAUGGACGAAAAUGAGAUCGAUACUGAUUAUUAUGACGACAGACGUGUUAAUUUCUUGGCUAUUACUCAGAAAAUCAUCGAUUCAAUGAUUGAGUCUCCUCCGGAAAAUUCUUUGGCAACCGCAGCAUACUGGAUUGUUAUAAGACAAGAGGUCUACUAUGCAUACUCUAGGGAGACUAUCCCCCACAUGCGAUUUGAUUUCGACCGCUGGCGCAACACAUCGAUGGCCAACAACAUGAUAAUAUUUGCCGGAGAGGUGGCGACUUGGUGUUGGGGACAAAAGCUCCCUGAGGAAUGGACACAACUCAAGCUCAGAGAGCAACAGCUUUCUCAAGAUUGCAUGGGGGAAAUUGAACCCAUCCUUGAUCUCAAUCCGGAUCGCGCCAGAGGCAAGAUAUUUCCGACGGUUUGGUACAGCCUCGAUGUCCAUGUGACUGCAAUUCAGCACUUCCGAUUAGCCCAGAUGAUUUUGAUUGCCGAGAGUCCGUACCUGGAAAAAGCAACCCGGACGAUGCACCGCAAAGCUGAAGCACAGGUCAGAGCCAUUGUCUUGAAUAUCUGCGGCAUCGCCUUGGGUCAUCUCCGUAUCCAACCUGCAUUGGUCAAUGCUGUCAUUGCCGUUACUCUUUACGGAGAUUAUUUCACUGAUCAGGAGGAACGCAAUGCUUUGGUUGGGAUCAUCAACAGGACAAAGGAGCUAUAUGCGUGGCCAAUGAGGAAGCCCUACCAAACUCUGAAACGGCGAUGGGAAAUAGUCGAUAGCGCUGAACUGUGA